CCUGACGCGAUCUCUUUUUUUCACCGUCUAAUUACAGGUUUUAAUAUCCCAGCGAAAGCUCGAGCACGUACCUUUACCGUUACUCAGGUGGGGAAAAGGGACGCUUUUAAUACAGCAGCUUCCUCGCGAGGAACUAUCUGUCUGGGAUUAUACAAAAUAACCAAAUUAUGGCCUGAUACUUGAUUUUCCGUGCAGCUCAAGACAAGAGUAGGAGAGCCCCGGCAAAGAAGAUACAUUGCGAUAUAUCAGCAAGUCUUCCAGCUGCUGCAAAAUCCACGGCUAACAUAAACGCGCGAGCGCCUUUUCCGGGCUCGUGACAGCGGCUAUAGUGGAGCGGGACGUCGGAACGAGGGCAGCCGGUGGUGGUGGAGCGGUGGUGUCGGUUAACAUACCCGGGUUGGUGGACGACAGCAUGGCAGCGGGAAAGGGAGCUGGGAAACCCGCCUCGCUGUGGGACAAUAUGAGGUUACGGUUCAUCGUUUGCUUCCUUGGAGUCUUCGUGUGCUACUUUUAUUACGGAAUAUUGCAGGAGACAAUAACCCGAGGUGAUUACGGUCAGGAGAAGUUCACAUUCGCCCGAACGCUGGUCUUCAUCCAGUGCAUCAUCAAUUGUUUCUUUGCAAAGAUCUUGAUCCAGUUUUUUGAGGGCUCCAAGCCAGAUCAUACCAAGAGCUGGCUCUAUGGCAUGUGCUCCUUAUCUUAUCUUGGAGCCAUGGUGUCCAGUAAUUCUGCCCUUCAGUAUGUCAACUACCCCACGCAGGUUUUGGGGAAAUCCUGCAAGCCCAUACCAGUUAUGAUCCUCGGUGUGACAAUACUGAGGAAGAGGUACCCACUGGCUAAAUACCUGUGUGUGUUGCUGAUUGUGAGCGGUGUUGCUCUGUUCCUCUAUAAACCCAACAAGAGCUCCGUCGUUGCUGAUGACCAUAUUUUUGGCUUUGGAGAGAUUCUGCUGUUGGUCUCUCUGACAUUGGACGGCUUGACUGGUGUGGCCCAGGACCACAUGAGGGCUCGCUUCCAGACGGGUGCCAACCACAUGAUGCUGAACAUCAACAUGUGGUCCUGUCUGGUGCUGGGACUAGUGGUGUUGUGGACAGGUGAAGUGUGGGACUUCCUGAGUUUUGCAGAGCGCCAUCCCAGGAUUUUUUAUAAUAUUCUUCUGUUUGGACUCACCAGUGCUUUAGGCCAGACCUUCAUCUUUAUGACAGUUGUGUACUUUGGGCCUCUAACCUGCUCCAUUGUCACAACUACGAGGAAGUUCUUCACCAUCCUUGGCUCUGUUAUUUUGUUUGGUAAUGUCAUUAAUACAAUGCAGUGGGUCGGCACUAUUCUCGUGUUUCUUGGUCUCGGGUUAGAUGCUAAAUUUGGAAAAGCCCCCAAGAAGACAACACACUGAAACAUCUGGAGCACAUGAGAGAGAGAAACAGCAAUGAAAACACUAUAGCCAGUAUCUUAUUUUCAUAAGACAUCAUGUACAGGCAUACUGUAUGUGCCUAUGACUUGUUGAAGUAUGGUUAGAUAUUACUGUAUUUAAAAGAGUCAUCGUAGGUUUCAACUCCAGCUUCUGUUGUGUACUGUGGAUAUACUGAAGAGACAUCAAUCGGGAUCAAGUUCAGCAUGAGCUGUGAUACAACUUAUAAUCCUUUUGUGGAAGAAUUUGAACUGGCUGAAAUGCACAGGUGUAAAAAAAAAUAUAUAUAUAUAUAUAUUUAGACAAAUCCUUAUUGUUUCUGAAACCAGCUCACCUGCCUUGGAUGGAUGUUGAACCAAACAAGGCCUUGGAAAUACAUUUCCAGCAUUUAACCCGUGAAAUUACACCAAAUGGUUUACAAAUAGAUGCUUGAAUGUGUUUUAGUUUGUUUCGGAGAAAACAGUUAGCCAUGUCGUUUAUAAAAAUGUAAACAGUUGUAUGUAGCCUGUUGUCUUAUGUCCAGUCUUAUUAUUGAAUUGUAUUUGCUUUUAUUUUCUAAAGUUGAAAAUAACUUGCCAUAAAAGGGAAAUUGUUA
Molecule: messenger RNA, 2003 nt
Organism: Archocentrus centrarchus (flier cichlid)
Lineage: Eukaryota; Metazoa; Chordata; Actinopteri; Cichliformes; Cichlidae
Gene: slc35b1
Product: solute carrier family 35 member B1
Exons: 9
Coding region: 413-1393 (326 amino acids)
Biological process (GO): UDP-galactose transmembrane transport
Cellular component (GO): endoplasmic reticulum membrane; Golgi membrane
Molecular function (GO): UDP-galactose transmembrane transporter activity; UDP-glucose transmembrane transporter activity
Source: RefSeq, a predicted model, not a curated record